ACUUCCCAACAGUUAGCCAAUCACUGGCGGUAACUGGAAAGUGGACUAACAGCAGCUAAAACGUCGUUUUAAAGAGUGUUGCUGCUGUCAUUGUUAGCUAGUUGUUUGGCUAACUGUUAACACACUGUGUUUAUCUCGGCUCUGGUCGGGACAGAAAACAAAACCUAGCAGGGUUUAAGUAUCAUUUUCAGUUUUGUAGUUCUGUUAGCAUGGACGCUAGCGGAGAAAAAGCUAGCGUGGCCUCAGAAGAGGAGUACGAAGUCCAACAUUUAACACAGGAGGAGGAAGACCUGGAGCUAACGCUAGCAAGCAUGACCAUGGAAGACCUGCUGCAGAAGGUGCAGGCUGUGCAGACGGACAGCACGACAAAAGAGUUGGGCGUCAACACGGAGCCGGACUGGGAGAGUCAGGUGGCGGCCAUGCUGGAGUACAGCUCCAGCCUGAAAGAGCAGUACGAAAGUCUGAUGAGGAAGCAGGACGAGGAGGAAGAUUCACACGAGAAACACAAACAGCAACUGCAGAAGAGGAAGGAGGAAGCCACCCGCCAGCACCAGGCUCUUCUGGACAAACUGGAGUCCCUGCGAGUUAAACUGCAGCUGAACAACUCCAAGGCCGCCAGGAAGAAUUUCUUGGCCAAGAAACAGGAUUUGACUUCCGAGAAGAACAGAGCAGAGGAGGAGAGGAACAGGCAUGCCAGGGAGCUGGAGGAGAACGAGAAGAAGCUGACGGCUCUCAUAGAGGAGCAGAGUGAGGAGCAGCGGAGGUGGCAGGAGGAGCUGAACGAGCUGAGGCAGGAGAUGGAGCGAGUGAGGAAGGAGGCGCAGGAGGCCGAGCUGCUGGCCUUACAGGAUGAGAUUGCCGCCGUGGAAAAGCAGAGAGACGUCGCCAUGGCUCACAUCGAGGCCUGGCUGAGAGAGGUGGGACAGUAUCUGAACGCUUUCAGGUUGGAGUUUCCGCAGCAGUACACUCAUGAGAGGCAGAAGUGGGAGAAGAAGGAAAGUGCGGUCCGGAGGAAUCAGGCCGAGCUCCAGAGCCGUUUCCAGGAGGUUCUGCAGCAGCUCCAGCAGGGUCGAGAGUUAGAGUCCCUCCCCAGGAUCAAUGUGCCGUCUCUGCCGCAGGUGCCCAUGGCUGACCUGAGAUUUCAUCAGGUGAUGCAGCCACUGGUCCGCCCUCAGUUCAUGCCACCGCCAUCAAACCUAGUGAACCGUCCUCUCCCUCCCCAGAGACAGCCACACUAUUACCAGUACCCGCCUCCACACCAUCCCCACUACCGUCACCGCUACCACCACCCACCACCCCAUCAACAGUUCCAACCUCCCCUCCCACCACAGCAGCAACCUCCGCACCAGUUACAGCCCCAUAUAGGAGCUCCGAUGAGGGUGAUGACUCCCCCUCUCAGUCUCUCGCCGUCCCCUCCUGUUCAGCCCAUCCACUCUGUAGCUCCUUCCCCGCCUCCCUCUGCUGCCGCUGCCACCUCUGCCCCCGCCGGCAAACUAGACAAGGUCUUGGAGAAGCUUGGCACUCGGUUCCCACAAUGCAACAGGGCUCAGCUGACGUCGCUGCUCCAGCAGGUGAAGAGCUCCCGUGGUACACUGGCUGGCAUGUCCAUGGAAGAGGUCAUUGAGCAGGUCCGCAUCAAGCUGGCACAGAAUGAGAGGGCGGCCCCGGGUCCCAUCAGCCGGCCCACGCCCCUGGGCCCCAUCCAAAGGCCGACACCUCCCCCGCAGAGAGCAGCAGCAGGUGGAGGUCAGGCUGUAGGGGCCCGUAAACUCUGCCUGAUGUGCCAGAACCACGUGGAUCCAGAGAGCCGCCACCCACUGAGCUGCUCCCACGCCAUCCACAAAGACUGCAUCAGAGUGUGGCUGCAGUCCAGCAAGAACAACUCCUGUCCCUUCUGUCCGGGGAAGUGACAGAGAACACCAGGUGGUGAAAGUUUAACCAUGACUCUAAUCAGUUCCACUCCAGAAAUGACUCUUGUACGUUCAGCAGUAUAUGGUUCUGUUUAAUACAGAUGUGGUUUUUCAGUGGAUGUUUUUUUUGUAAUACAACCUACAAGAAAGAUCAUUAAGAAAAGUGAAUUGUAAUAAAACCUAUUUGCUCUAUCUAUCUUUUCAGUUUAAUAAAACUAAUCUUCUUAA
This is a messenger RNA of Micropterus dolomieu (smallmouth bass), 2138 nucleotides long. It is a transcript of the gene rnf214, whose product is annotated as ring finger protein 214. The transcript has 6 exons. Lineage: Eukaryota; Metazoa; Chordata; Actinopteri; Centrarchiformes; Centrarchidae. The coding region runs from base 210 to 1910 and encodes 566 amino acids. The record is from RefSeq and is a predicted model, not a curated record. Gene Ontology annotation, molecular function: ubiquitin-protein transferase activity.